This is a messenger RNA of Helianthus annuus (common sunflower), 975 nucleotides long. RefSeq lists its product as uncharacterized. The transcript is spliced from 8 exons. The record is from RefSeq and is a predicted model, not a curated record. Lineage: Eukaryota; Viridiplantae; Streptophyta; Magnoliopsida; Asterales; Asteraceae. Bases 7 to 975 code for a protein of 322 amino acids.
ACCCCGAUGGUUGAGAAGCGCAAAAACAGGCAACAAAUAUUGACACCGGAUACUAAUACAUGCGGACCAGCAAUGCGGACAAGGGGGGGUAGAAAAGUUAAGGAUGCACAUUGUGAGGAGAAGGUACGCAGGAGAAAGCUAAUAAUUUUACCAGAUAGUGACUUGGACACUCCGAUGGAAAACAUUGAGAAAAGAAAAAAAGGCGAGGGCGAUCAGGACGGGCCGGCAACACGUACAAGAGGAGCUCAGCGAUGGCGUGAAGAUAGCAAACCAAAGAAAAAUGUCAAAAGGAAACUAAUAACAGAUGGUGACUCACAGAUGAGUGCAGAUACAGCUCUACCAAAACAGGAUGCAAUUGCUGUUAAAAAAACAAAAAAAGUAAAACAUGAUCGGGUGGAAACCCGAAGUGGCAAACACGCAAAAACGACGCAUAAGUGGCCUAAACUAAAAACACGUUCGUCACCUAUGCAGUUGUUCAAAUGCAUCAAGUCUCUAACGAGGAACCAACAAGAAGACAUUAAUAGGAUGGGUUUUGGAAAAAUGUUGUCAUUCAACAUCAGUGGGAUACCUCUAAAAAUUGCCCACUAUGUUGUGGACCACUUUAACCCACAAGAAAUGGCUAUUGAAUUGCCAUGUGGGUCAAUAGAUGUUGAUGUUCAGUCUGUCCAUGACCUUCUAGGGAUUCCUAAGAAGGGCAUAGACAUGCAAAAUGUACGAACAAAUUCAAAGCUUGAUGUUGCUGUUGAAGCAUGGAGAAAACGAUAUCGUAAACGAUUUGUGGCACCAACGAACCUGGCACGAUCUAUACUCACAAGUGAUGAAGCCAACAGUUUUCAUUUCCGACUGGACUUCCUGAUGUUAUUCUUAACCGUCAUGGUUGAGUGUAACAAAAAUGGGCGAAUGAAAGAGUGGAUUUUGAAAACUUUUACAGGAGACACGGAUUUUAGUAAAAUCAAUUGCUGUUGGCCUGUUUAA